Ostreococcus lucimarinus CCE9901 is the source of this 1152-nucleotide messenger RNA. RefSeq lists its product with no specific name. Gene Ontology annotation, molecular function: S-adenosylmethionine-dependent methyltransferase activity. The coding region runs from base 1 to 1152 and encodes 383 amino acids. Lineage: Eukaryota; Viridiplantae; Chlorophyta; Mamiellophyceae; Mamiellales; Bathycoccaceae. The transcript has a single exon. The record is from RefSeq and is a predicted model, not a curated record.
AUGGUCGACGCCGACGCCGCGGACGGCGUCGAGGGCGACGCGCGCGAGCGCGAGGCGUUUCUGAAGAUCGCGCGCGCCGUGCACGCGUACGACGCCGACGCGGCGCGACUGCUCGAGCGAUGGCGCGCGCGACUCGAGCGGGACGACCUGCCGAAACGCUACGACGGCGCGCUCGACGGCGCGCGACGGGACGUGCGAACGCUCGGUGCGAAAGCCAAGGCGUUAAACUAUGAUUUCUUGCGGUGCGCGCUGCACACGUUCGUGGAUAAUGAGCGCGCGCCCGCGCAUUUGCGCAUUCCGAGCGCGCGCGUCGCCGCGUGGUCGCGGGACGAAGCGUUUCGCGCGGAGCGGGACGACGUGGAUAAGGUGCGGUACGUGCUGAAGAAUGUGUGGCGAGAUUGGUCGGAAGAGGGUGCGCGCGAGCGGAAACCGGUGUACGAUUUGAUAUUCUCGGCGUUGAGGGAGAAGUUGGGGGCGAUCGACGCGCGCGUCGGGAGCCCGGUUGGCGAGGCGCCGCGCGUGCUCGUGCCUGGAUGCGGUUUGGGACGAUUGGUGUUUGAGUUAGCCAAGCUCGGAUACGACGCGCAAGGGAAUGAGUUUAGUUACUACAUGUUGAUGUUCUCUUCGUUUUUGCUGAACGCGACGAGCGAGGUUGGGGAAUUUGGAAUUUGUCCAUGGAUGCAUAGUCGAAGCAACCAUCGCGAGGCGGCGGACAUGUGGCGGGAAACGCGCAUCCCAGAUGAGGUUCCGGGCGACGCGAAUUUGCCACCAGGAGCGAUGAUGAGCAUGGCCGCUGGGGACUUCGCGGCGGUGUACGGAGAGGCGCGCGAAACCGGAAUGUGGGACGCCGUCGUGACGUGCUUCUUCAUCGACACCGCGCACAACAUCGUAGAGUAUUUAGAGUGCAUCGCCAACUGCCUACGUCCUGGAGGAUGUUGGGUGAAUUUCGGGCCAUUGCUUUAUCAUUGGGAAGAGUACGUCGACGAACAGAGCGUCGAACUGUCGCUCGAGGAAGUGCUCGCCGCGGCGGAAUCGUUCGGCUUGCGCGUCGAGCGCUCGGAAUCGACCGCGCCAGUCGACUACACGAGCGAUCCACGCUCCAUGCACAAGACGACGUACUCGUGCGCGUUCAUCGUCGCCACCAAAGUGUAA